Molecule: messenger RNA, 4005 nt
Organism: Anopheles coluzzii
Lineage: Eukaryota; Metazoa; Arthropoda; Insecta; Diptera; Culicidae
Product: transcriptional repressor protein YY1
Exons: 1
Coding region: 1680-3212 (510 amino acids)
Biological process (GO): regulation of transcription by RNA polymerase II
Cellular component (GO): PcG protein complex; transcription regulator complex
Molecular function (GO): DNA-binding transcription factor activity, RNA polymerase II-specific; RNA polymerase II cis-regulatory region sequence-specific DNA binding
Source: RefSeq, a predicted model, not a curated record
AGUUUCGAACAUCGUACGAUGCCGUCCCGCUCUAGCGCCCGACAGGCCGGGCGAAACCGCGUCUGAGGGGGCAUUUUCGCCCGAGCGAGCGAACAGACGCACUCAUUUUUUCCCUGUCUUCUCGCGAGGAACAAAUUCUACCCCGUCGUGUGUGCGGCAGCCAUCUUUAUUUUGGAAACGUGAAUAUUUGUCAGCAUUCACGGGCUUAGCACGGGCAAUUUGCGGAUCGUCGGAAGCGUGUUUCGUGUCGGCGAGUGGGAAAUCGAACGGUAAACGGUGCGAAAGUGGUCAGAGGUGGUGUGCCGUGGGACAAUCGCGCUCGCCUGCGGAAGCACACCCCGCUGCGUGAAAAGCCAAGCGGAACGGAUCGAAAUAGCAGAAAAAAACGCAAGCGAAGAAGUGUUCUCGUUGAUGUGCGGUGGUGUGCGUGCGCCUAUUCAUCUCGACGAGCAGAGGCAAACACUGCACAGCACAGCUGCAGGCAGGCAGGCAGGGCAGCAUUAGCAGAGAACGGCAAAGAAGGAAAUGCGCCAAUGUUUGUUUCGCGUGCUGCAUCCAAGUUCGCUAUUUUGAUACGCCACAAGCGGAUGGUUCGUGUGUCGAUCGGAACAAUAUACGGUAUGCGGAGUAGCAUCGGACAGUUGAAAGGAUUCCCCCUGGCUCUCGUUGCGGAGCUUUAAACAUACAACUGGGGAUUCUUCACACAAACACACACAUACGUACGCAUUUACACACAAGCGACGAAACGGAAAGUGUGUUGUGUUGUAGUGUGCGGUGCGGCAUAUCGUUCUAACGCAGUGAAAUAAAGCAAUAGAGGCGCAUUCGGUGAAAAGCUCAACAUUCUUCUCCCCCCGUUUUGUGCAUUCACAACAACCUGCAAGCGGCAGCGGUGGCGCAUCGCACAAGAAUCCCCUCGGGGCACCAACUAGAGCGAACCCGGAGGAAGCGCGCGACGUGUGUGAGGAUGUUGUCAUCGGGCGCAUCGGAAGAACUAAAAAUAAUUCUUUAAACGCCGGCGGCACAACCAGGAAUAGAACUUGUGUGUUUUCUUUUUUCCCUUCAUCGCCCGCAUGCUGAAAUAGUGGCGUUUUGUUGGGACAUCAAAGUGAGUGUGUGUGUGUGUUUCAGCAAACCGAAAAGGACGACGUUACGAGGCACAAAAAAACACAGCGCUGCCAACGAUUACACACGCCAAGCAACCACCACUACACAAGCAGCAAAGGAUCACACGCAUACAAACGCAGCACACACACUCGUCGGUGCACACAAAGGAAAACCCCCGCACGGUCAGCAGCUGUCGUCGCUUCGUCCCUGCCAGGAGCGCAUUGUGUGCGUGCGUGCGUGUGUGCGCGUGUGUGGCAAAAGAAUAAAGGAUUAAAGCCACACCACACCAACCACCGCUUUUGUUUAUUGUGCGCGUGUGUGCGUGCGUACGUGCGAGUUCAUGCCGUUUCGCCGUUGUGUGUGCUAGUGUGUGCGUGCGUGCGUACGAAGGACACUGUGGUACCUUCGAACAAAAGGGUCCAGCUCGAAGGAGGAGAUAUAGCAAGGCCACUCCGAGGGGGUGCCACGCGGGCGUGUGUGCGUGUGUGUGAAGCUGGAGUGCGGUGCACCGGUUUACGGGCCGGGCUUACGACGGGAAAGUGCAGUGGUACGUCGACCCACUGGAGGAGCUACUGAUGAUGUCCUCCCAUCAUCAUCUGCAUCACUCGCACCAUCAUCAGCACGAUAACAUCAUGUCUGAGGUGGAGGUGCCGGACGCGAACAUCGUGGAGGAGGUGGACGGCAGUGCCGGGUUCGGGGCGGAGAUCGACUACGACCAGUACGGCGGGGUGGACGGCCACUACGAGGAGGUGACGUGCGAGACGGAAGACUCGCAGGGUGGGCUGAUGGGGCACCAUCACCAUCACCAUCACCAUCAUCACCAUCAUCUCGGGCACCCGGGGGACGACGAUGAGGAGAUACUGCAGCACGAGCCGGACAUUGGGCAGGCGGUGCACGAGGAGGUGCUGGAUUCGUCCGGCGAUGCGCUGUGCGUGUACGGUGACAUCAAUCUGGAGAACGAAAUCUACAUCGAGUCGGCGACGACCACGCCGGGCCCGUCGUCCCGCAAGCGCAAAUCGCUCAAGCAGUCGCGCAGCGGCGGCGGCGGCAUGAUGAACCGCAUCCGGGCGAACGAUGGCAACGUGCACCAUCACAACAGCGGCAGCCACCAUCAUCACGGGCUGACGGCGGUGGAGCAGCUGGACGUGAAUCACAAGCGGCGCCGGUGGGAGCAGAAGCAGGUGCAGAUCAAAACGAUGGAGGGCGAGUUCAGCGUGACGAUGUGGGCGUCCGGCACGGACGACGACGACGGCUCGAACCCGGAGAUCGACCCGGACUACACGGAGUACAUGACGGGCAAGAAGAUCACGCCGGACAGCUGCGACAGCAUGCCGGGCAUCGAUCUGUCCGACCCGAAGCAGCUGAGCGAGUUCACCCGCCCGUCCCACAAAUCGAAAGGCGGCAGUGGGGGCAUCGGCAGUGUCAAGCUGUCCUCCAGCGCAUCCAGCUUGCUGCUGGCGGCGUCCCCGGACGGCCCCGGCAUGAUACUCGGUGGCGACGGUGGCAGCACCGGGGGCGGCGGCGGCGGUGGCGGACGGUCAUCGUCGGACGUGUCCGAUCGCAACAUUGCCUGCCCGCACAAGGGCUGCACGAAGAUGUUCCGGGACAACUCGGCGAUGCGCAAGCACCUGCACACGCACGGGCCGCGGGUGCACGUGUGCGCCGAGUGCGGCAAAUCGUUCGUGGAGAGCUCGAAGCUGAAGCGCCACCAGCUGGUGCACACGGGCGAGAAACCAUUCCAGUGUACGUUCGAGGGCUGCGGCAAGCGGUUCUCGCUCGACUUCAACCUGCGGACGCACGUGCGGAUACACACCGGCGACCGGCCGUACGUCUGCCCGUUCGACGGCUGCAACAAGAAGUUCGCCCAGUCGACCAACCUCAAAUCUCACAUUCUGACGCACGCGAAGGCGAAGCGCAACAGCAGCAGUGGCAGCAGCGGCGGCGGGGGCAGUAGCAGCCGACACCAGAGCGUGGCACAGGCGGCCGCCGCCUCCUCGCCGCAUCAUUCGGGCGCGGGCAACACCAUCCUGCCGCCGCAAGCCUUCGUCAAGAUGGAAUCGGUCGAGAUUGACAACGAUGCGUCGCAGUACAUUCUCUACACGGAUUAAACGUGACGUGUGGAGAGGAACGGGCGGAAGAGAAGAGUGCACUUGAGCGGAGAGGAAGGGAGGCAGUGGUGCACAGUCGCGUUUGUUGAUGCACACGCACGUUUUGCCAUUUAUUGUGUUUGAUAAGCGCUCGGCGCGCGCUAGGACAUGCUAGAGAGAGAGAGAGAAUACAGUCGAAUUUGACCGAGGACACGCGAAAGAGAUAGCAACAGUGGUAACAAAACAAUUGUGAUAGAAGGGUAUUGAGGAUCACAACCAGUAGCCAGUAGCGAAGGAAACAAAUAUCGCCCCAUGAUCGAUCAUUCACUCGAAGAGGAUAACAAAAAAGCGGUUGCAAAAUCCUUAAGCUUUCAAUGCGCAUUGCGUUGCGCACACCAACACACGCACGCAUCAUCGUCCUCUAGUAGGCGCGUGCAUGUAUGCGUUUGAUGCUAGCACGCAGCCACUUUCAGUUUGUGAAAAGGAGCGGGAGAGGGGUUUGGUUCAUUAUCUAUCCUCGGACAGUUUAAGUGCUGUUUUUUGUGUGUGUGUGUGCAACUAAUUCCCCCUCCGCAGGAGUAUAGAGUACAAGGAAAUAGAGAGAUGUGCAUUUUGUUGUGGUUGGGGGCACUCUUGGGAAAUCCCAAAAUUAUUUGCACGCUACGCGGAUGCCUUUGACGGCCGGCAUCUUGGGGCAGGGUAGGCAAAGAGAGCAAGCGAGAGGAGCAAAGCGUGCGAUACAGUCAUUUUUAGUGUGUAAGGAUAAGUCUCUUUCUUUUUUUUUAAGAAUUCCAACUUUCCCUUGUACAUACAC